AUGAAUAUGUUGGAUGAUGAAGAUGACCAAAGCUUUCACGCUACGAGUGACGGCUACUCCCAUUUGAGCGAUGUCGAAUGGGAUGCGGUUGAACGAAAGGGUUCAACCAUGGGCAUCCAUGCUGUUAGCGUCAUGCUAGAGGCUCUCAAUAGAGAUGCCCAACAUGCUACUAUCGCCAAGUUCAUUCAAAAUGAACUUGACGCAGAACGCGAGAAACAGCAGGCUGAUGCUGGCGGGUCGAUGCACUCGCGUCGACCCGAGACCUUGAAGAUUGACAUCUCCAAGUAUAGAGGAGUCGAAGAGGACUCCCUCUUGAGAUGGUUCGUCGAAUUGGAUGACGCCAUAAGGGCGCGUCGCAUCGACGACGGGGAUAUGCAAGUUGCAUUUGCCCAGUCAAAUCUGGCAGGACGUGCCAAGACUUGGGCACUGGGGCUCAAGUUGCACGACCCAUAUGCGUUUGGGUCGUUGGAAGUCUUCAAGUCGCGGCUCAGACAAACGUUUGAACCGCCUAGAGCUGAGUUCAGAGCUCGAACCGAUCUCUUGAAGCUCAAGCAGGGUGAGCGUGAUGUGCACGCUUACGCGCAACAUAUACGACAUCUCACGAGUUGUAUAAGUUCCAAUCCGGUGGAUGAACACACGUUGGUUUCGGUGUUCAUGCAGGGUCUUGCGGAUGGUCCCGUCAAGACUCACCUGUUACGACUGAACUAG
This is a messenger RNA of Peronospora matthiolae, 708 nucleotides long. NCBI's taxonomy places the organism in Eukaryota, Oomycota, Peronosporomycetes, Peronosporales, Peronosporaceae. The record is from the annotation of a GenBank genome assembly.